GUCAGUCUCGGGAGCGAGCGUAGACAAUCGUCGGAGAGCAACCAACCUUACGCCCAAAAGCCAUCACUCAUCGUUCACAACACGGGUAACACUAGUACUCGGGUAGCCCAUGGACUAAAUUUCUUUGCGUACUCAGGAACGGAGAGAUUGGGUUCCCUUACCACACUAAGGGAACUUCCGACCAAUUCAGUUGGUGCAAGCGAGGCAUGGCGCCUCGCGCCUCGUCCCUGACUGCUCACCAGCCUCCGCCAUUGCCGAAAGUUUCUUUUCGCAAAGUUGAGGAAGAUGUACCAACUUCGCCUAUCCCAGUGUUCGAUAACCAGGCUCGAAGCUUUGGAUAUAAUGAUGGCGAGGACUUUGUGAUGCCCGAUCACUACAUACGAUACAUUGAGCCUAUUGAGUCCGAGCUAGCUCGCCAAGUAGAAUAUGACAUGGAUGAACAAGACCAGGAAUGGCUGAUAGCAAUGAAUCAGGAUCGCCGAAAAGAGCAGGUGGACCAAGUUUCGAAUGAGACUUUUGAAAUCAUUAUGGACCGUUUGGAAAAGGAGUGGUUUGAGCUGAUGAAGAAGGUCCCGAAGCAAGAGACUGCGUUGCCCUCCGAAGACUCAACGUGCGCUGUUUGUGACGACGGUGAAGGGGAGAACAGCAAUGCCAUCGUUUUCUGUGAUGGAUGCAAUCUUGCAGUGCAUCAAGACUGCUAUGGCGUUCCCUACAUACCAGAGGGGCAGUGGCUAUGUCGGAAGUGUACUGUUGCGCCUGAAAUGCCCGUUUCUUGUAUAUUGUGUCCAAAUGAAGGAGGUGCAUUCAAGCAAACGACAGAGGGGAAAUGGGCACAUCUGUUGUGUGCGAUCUGGGUCCCGGAGAUUACAGUCGGGAAUCAAGUCUUUAUGGAACCAAUUGAUAAUGUCAAGAAGAUACCUAAAAGCCGUUGGAAGCUGCACUGUUCACUGUGUUCCUACCGGAUGGGUGCUUGCAUACAAUGCGACAACCGCACAUGCUUUGCGGCUUUUCAUGUCACCUGUGCACGUCAACAUGGCUUGCUAGCGCCAAUGAAAACAUUGCCUGACCCUGACAAUCAUGAUGUGGCCCCUCAAGAAACGCCACUGCGGGCAUUUUGCGAGAAGCAUCUUACCCCCGAAAUGAGGACUGCACGUGAAGCGCUUUCGCUGGAUGAGGAUGGUAAUCCAAGAUCAUCGCCAAAGUCGACCAAGAGCGCAAAGGCAUAUGCCAGAUCAUAUCGGUCUGGACCUCCCCUUGUCCCAGCCAUAGUUGUCAACAACAUCAUGAAGUACAUUGACAAGAUCUCGUUACGAAAGAAGCUUAUCUUUGUCACUGCCGUCUGUCGAUACUGGAGUUUGAAGCGCGAGGCGAGGCGAGGCGCGCCGCUGCUCAAGCGCCUACAUCUAGAGCCAUGGACGGCGUCCUCCGUCAAUAAAUCGCAAACGGAGGAGGCCAAACUGAUACGACUAAAUUUCUUGACCAGGAUUCGCAGCGACCUCGAGAAAGUAAGGACGAUGGCAGAAUUCGCUCGUAAAAGGGAAAAAGAAAAGACACGGCAAGCACAACUCAUAACGUCUUUUCUCGAGAAAGCCCUCUUUCCAUUUGAUGACGCGUUGUUGAGCAUUUUUGACCAAGUUCAGAGUCUUGAUCGGUUUCACGUGUUCGCCAAUCCCGUCACGCAGGCAGAUGCCCCCGAUUACCACACGAUUGUGAAGCGACCUAUGAGCUGGCAGCAAAUGCGGAACAAGCUGCUUCAACAUGAGUACAACAGUGUUCAGGAUUUCAAGGAUGAUGUUCACCUCAUCCUUGAUAACAGUCUCUUGUAUAAUCGACCCGACCAUCAAUAUCACAAACUCGCCGCUAGAAUGAAAACGCAGAUGGUUCCCAUUCUCGAAAAACUUCAACCGCCCGGCCUUUCUUCCGGCAUGCUGGAUGAUUCCUCGCAGCGAGGCGAUUUAGAGCCUCCCAUAGAGACGUUACGAAUACUCACGACACUUGGUUCUAUCGAUGAUCAUACAAACAUGAUGCUUACUGCGGACCCAAUAACGUCGCUGUUCAGCCAAGAGUUAUUGAACGUCAAACCUCCUCCUCCCAAGGCUGCGAAGCCCUCAAAACCCCGCGCACGAGAGAGAUUCCGGAAGCAAGCAGCUGGAGAAGUUACAGCGGAAGGGGUUGGUGUUUUCCGAGCCCCUCCGAUAAGGCUUACAAGAAGCGUUCAUGCUGCAGAGCAAUCAUUGUUGGCUCCAUACGCGCUCUCACCAAGUGGGGCCGGUGGUGAGGAGCACCAGUCUUCUGGAGAGUCGUCUCAGCGUUCAGGGCGUACUACACCUCGAACGCGCAGUGCCAGAGCGCUUGCAGCAGCGCUGGAGAGCAAUGCAAACGAAGUUCCACCAGAGAUUGCCGCCGCUGCUGAGAGAGAGGCUGCUGAAGAAGCAGCUGCAGCUGCGAAGAGAGCUGCCGAAGAGGCACUGGUUCUCAGGCGCCAGAAACAGCGCGAGUAUCGAGAAGAUCGCAAAAAGCGCAAAAGGGAGGAAGAGGAAAAGGAGGGGGUCAUGAACCCUGGUAUGCCAGCAUAUGUAGAAGAAGUGAACAACAAGCAAAGUUUCGCGAUGUUCAACUGGGGAUGGGUGUUGCCUCCUGGGUCUCGUCGGGGUAACCGACCUGCACCAGAGCGGCCGUCAGUGCCAUAUCACAAUGACAGGAAGAAGUCACGACUGGCAACAGAAGCCAGCGCUCCUCAUGAGAAUCUCACUUUGGAACAACCCCCAACCAGCGGGACGGCUCCCUCGACUAUGGAUACCGAUUUGGGGCCAUCCAGCCCUCCUAACUACUCAGUCGAGGUGUUAACAUCAACGGCAACCCUGCCACACGGUCAGCCUGCAAGCGGGCAAGAGACGCCAUCCCCUCCUCCAGAAGCGUCUUGGAGCGAAUUAAGUGAGCUAAGUGAUGAAGAGGCUGCUCAUGGCGCCAUGGCGUCAGGAAAUUCGAUGCGUGAGGCAACGCCACUCGUACCCGUUCAGGUCGGUGGUCACCUGCCGGGGGAACAUUGGUAUGGGCGAAGGCUCGUGACAUACUAUCCAUUUUGGCCAGCAGUUGUAUUUGAGGAAGACGAUGACCGAGUACCAACGGAUGUUUCAGAGUCAUACUCCGUGCUCAAGACUAGGGGCAAGAGUGCAGGGCAACGCGUCUAUAUCGUUC
Messenger RNA from Cantharellus anzutake, 3198 nucleotides. Its product is annotated as PHD-zinc-finger like domain-containing protein. Gene Ontology annotation, molecular function: protein binding. Gene Ontology annotation, biological process: regulation of transcription by RNA polymerase II. NCBI's taxonomy places the organism in Eukaryota, Fungi, Basidiomycota, Agaricomycetes, Cantharellales, Hydnaceae. The transcript has 16 exons. Gene Ontology annotation, cellular component: MOZ/MORF histone acetyltransferase complex. The annotation marks the transcript as partial. The record is from RefSeq and is a predicted model, not a curated record.